Haliotis rubra (blacklip abalone) is the source of this 2777-nucleotide messenger RNA. Its product is annotated as hemicentin-2-like. Gene Ontology annotation, cellular component: cell-cell junction. The record is from RefSeq and is a predicted model, not a curated record. Gene Ontology annotation, biological process: cell-cell adhesion. Gene Ontology annotation, molecular function: cell adhesion molecule binding. Bases 200 to 2335 code for a protein of 711 amino acids. NCBI's taxonomy places the organism in Eukaryota, Metazoa, Mollusca, Gastropoda, Lepetellida, Haliotidae. The transcript has 16 exons.
CCGGAAGAGAAUUCUAUCUCGGUAAUGAAUCAGAUUAAAUUCGUUGAGCAAAGCCAGAACACAGUUGGGCGUACAUCAAUAUCGUCGUGUUGGAGUUUCUAUACGGAUCAUUUGUUACGGAUUAUAUUAUAUUGGCUGGUUUCACAUCCACACAAGCUCGUCAGGAGGAGGAAGAAGGUGCUAACAGCGGAAGACCAGGAUGACAACACUUAGACUCUUGACACCAAGGUCGCUCAAGAUGGCGUACUGGACAUGGGUCUGGCUGCUUACAACUAUCCUCGUACCAGGUAAGAUUGAUGCGGCAACACUUAGUGUCAAUGGAUCAACGUCCACCGCAGUCGCCUCAACGACAGAAAUUCGUCUAACAUGCAGGUAUACACUCUCGGCGAAUGAAAAUGCCACCAGGCUGAGCUGGAACGAUCCUAAAGGGACCGAAAUUUUGACAUGGAACAUCAACGUUUCGCCUGCAAGCAAAUCUCCGUGGACAAAAAGCGCCUCUCAAACAACUGCAACGGCGAUGCUGGCCCCUGCACACGUGACCAAGACGUCGGGAGGGACGUACACAUGCAAGUUAGCAUCUUCGUCGAGAAAUGUGACUGAAACAACGACGGUUACUAUACAAUAUAAACCAACCGUGACUCUUAACCCCACCGGUACCUACGACGUCAACCAAGGCAGCCAGCUGUUACUGACGUGCGCGGCACAGGCUGUACCUACGGCGACAAUUCAGUGGAUGAAAGGGUCAUCGACUCUCAGCGGGACGUCAGUGAAUAAGCCCAAGGCUGUCCGGGCUGAUGCAGGGACAUACAAAUGCACGGCGACUAACACCAUGAUCAGCGGAACAGGAAGUGCCACAGGAACAGUUGCCGUUACCAUAAACUACCUAGACAACCCGAGUAUGGCGAUGUCUGUAACUAACACUACAGUGAAGGAGAACCAAAGGGUGACCAUAACCUGCACAGUUAGCAGUGUUCCAACUGCUACCCUGACCAUAAGUGGACCAUCCAUCUCACAAACGACAACCAGCACAUCGGCCUCAACCACCUUCAGUGCCAGGUGUUCGAAUACAGGAACCUAUCUGUGUCGAGCAACUAAUGCGAAGGUUCAGCCAGCAAAGGUGGUCACGAAAACAUUGCGUGUAUUGUGUAAGCCACGACAGGGAGCAGGCAGUCAACAAAAUUUGACCAAGAGGGUGUCCGAAUCUGCGAUAUUCACCGCCAACGUCAUCGCCGAUCCUCCUCCUCAGUACACGUGGAAGAUCAAAGACCCAGAUACUGGUCUCGUUAGACAAAUACAGAACAAGUCUGGCCACGUUGAAAUAAUCAACAAUAAUUUGAGGUCAUCACUGAAAGUCACAGUAGAAAACGCCGACGACUACGCCCAAUAUAUCCUGGAGGUCAUGAACGUAGAAGGGGAGACAACUCUAAAUUAUUGGCUUCGUUCUCAAACUGUGCCGUUCAGGGUUCAAAACUUAGAAGAGGCUAACGUGACGACCGACUCCAUCACCGUACGCUGGACGUCGGCCUUCAACGGUGGUGCUAGGCAACAAUAUCACCUACAGUACCAGACCACGCUGGACAGAGAGAGGAGGGUCUGGACACAGAAGACAGCCAGAAUUGAAGACCCUGGUCGGAAGAACCUGGUGUACGCCACCAUAUCGGACAUCUAUCCUGGUAGAACCUACACCGUUAGAAUAUUCUCCAACAACACCUUUGGGAACAGUGAAUACUCCAACAGCAUCAACCUCACCACGUCAGUACCACAACAGUUGUCGGUCGGGGCUGGAAUAGGAAUAGGCAUUGCAGUAUCCAUCGUUUUAGUAGCACUAACCGUUGGCUGCCUAGUGCUGUACGUUAAAGUAGUUCGACCAAUGAGAGAUGAGGCACAGAAGAAAACUGGGCUAAAGAUCAACAACCCCGAAUACGACCCACAAUCGCUUGAAAAUCCAGGUAUGUCCAAUUAUGCUAACCUGGACAAAAACACCCGUGAGAAAGAUUCGCCGGAGAUGUAUGAUGACCUUACAGGCGCCCCCGUAUACCAGAACGUCGACCAUGCGCAGAAUAAUUCACCAGGUGCAGCCUCACCCGAGGUUUACAUGAACGUCCCUAGUUUGAAAGAAAAUGAAGAAGAACCUAAACACAAGAAAGAAAAAAAUAAGAAAAAGAAGCAAGGGAAAUCCAAAGACCAAACCGAGGGUCAUGUGAAUAAGGCCGCACAGGGAAAUGAUUCUGCGCAUGUCCAAAAUAGGCAUCGUCGACGUCAUAAACCGAGGCCGGAUGCUUACCAAAAUACUGAAAUACAAUCUUAUACAGAGGAACUCUACGCCAAUUCAUGAUCAACACUGGACGAGAAGAAGAUGCCAAUUUCUUUCAACGCAGAUGCCUGUAUUUUCAGUCAAUGUAACUAUGCAAUAAUAGAUUGACUGACAGUAUGCAAUACUUGACGUAUUAUGAACAUGUCAUAAUUCAUGAGCUGUCAGCAUGACAUACCAAAUGUCAGUAAUAGUGCAUGUAACAGUGGGUGUACUGUCCGUAUGCAAGAAUGAUUCAAAUGCCGGUAUGCAAGAACGUCUGUAAUGCCGGUAUGUAUUAAUGGAUGCAAUGCCGGUAUGUAUUAAUGGAUGUAAUGCCGGUAUGCAAGAACGGCUGUAAUGCUGGUAUGUAUUAAUGGAUGUUAUGCUGGUAUGUAUUAAUGGAUGUAAUGCCGGUAUGCAAGAAUGGCUGUAAUGCUGGUAUGUGUUAAUGGAUGUAAUGCCCCUCUGAUGCAAGCAUCUGCUU